This is a messenger RNA of Oncorhynchus masou masou (cherry salmon), 2385 nucleotides long. RefSeq names its product cadherin-7-like. Gene Ontology annotation, biological process: homophilic cell-cell adhesion; cell-cell adhesion mediated by cadherin; calcium-dependent cell-cell adhesion. Bases 1 to 2286 code for a protein of 761 amino acids. Gene Ontology annotation, molecular function: cadherin binding; calcium ion binding. The record is from RefSeq and is a predicted model, not a curated record. Gene Ontology annotation, cellular component: plasma membrane; catenin complex; adherens junction. NCBI's taxonomy places the organism in Eukaryota, Metazoa, Chordata, Actinopteri, Salmoniformes, Salmonidae. The transcript has 11 exons.
AUGCUUCGCAGGCACAAACGCAGCUGGGUGUGGAACCAGUUUUUUGUCCUGGAGGAGUACACAGGCGAAGAACCUCUUUAUGUUGGCAAGCUCCACUCAGACGUGGACAAUGGGGAUGGCAAGGUGAAAUACGUGCUCUCAGGAGAGGGCUCCACCUCCAUCUUCACCAUCGACGAGAACACAGGAGACAUCCACGCCACCAAGCGUCUGGACCGGGAGGAGCAGGCCUAUUACACGCUUCAGGCCCAGGCCGUGGACCGGAUCACCAACAUCCCGGUGGAGCCCAGGUCAGAGUUCCUGGUCAAGGUUCAGGACAUCAAUGACAAUGAGCCCAAGUUCAUGGACGGGCACUACAUGGCCGGGGUACCGGAGAUGUCAGCAUUGGGAACAAUGGUGGUCCAAGUGGCAGCCACAGAUGCAGAUGAUCCCACAUAUGGGAACAGUGCCAGGGUGGUCUACAGCAUCAUCAGCGGACAACCCUACUUCUCAGUGGAACCAAAAACAGGCAUCAUCCGGACAGCGCUGCCCAACAUGGACCGAGAGGUGAAAGACCAAUACGUUUUGGUCAUCCAGGCCAAAGACAUGGUGGGCCAGAUGGGCGGCCUUUCAGGCACCACCUCUGUCACAAUCACUCUCACCGACGUCAACGACAACCCGCCACACUUCUCUCGCAAGAACUAUCAGUACACUGUGCUGGAGUCCUUGCCUGUGGCAUCCGUGGUGGCCAGGGUCAAGGCUGUGGAUGCAGACAUAGGCCCCAAUGCAGAGAUGGAGUAUAGGAUCAUUGAGGACGGACCUGGGUUGUUCAACAUCACCACAGAUGAGGACACGCAAGAGGGCGUCAUCAUCCUUCAGAAGCCGUUAGACUUUGAGACCAAGAACAGCUUUAAUGUGCGCAUCGAAGCCACCAAUCGGAACAUCGACCCUGCGUUCGUGCACCUGGGUUUGUUCAGCGACACAACGUCGGUCAAGGUGACGGUGAAGGACGUGAACGAGUCGCCUGUGUUCUCGACACAGCUCAGCAGGAUGGUGAUCUCUGAGGACGCCAGAGUUGGCACCUCCAUCGGGAGGGUCUCCGCGCACGAUCCGGACACCUCCAACAGUACCAUCAGGUACUCCAUAGAUAGAAACACAGACCUGGAGGGUAUCUUCAAUGUGGAUGCUCUGAGUGGGGUCAUCAGUACUGCCAAGCACCUGGACCGAGAGGUCAACUCUGUCCACAACCUUACCAUACUCGCCAUGGAGAGCCGUAAGAGCACACACACACAACUUUCAACAUCAGGCCUCAAAGUCAGACUAGUCAUGCUGGACAUCAAUGACAACGCUCCGGUGUUUGCCAUCGUGUAUGAGACCCUCCUAUGUGAGAAUGCAGCUCCUGGACAGGUCAUCCAGACCAUCAGCGCAGUGGACAAGGAUGAAUCUCCCAGUGGUCAUCUCUUCUACUUUGCCCUACCUGCGUCUGUGGUUAGCAAUAGCAACUUCACUCUCCGAGACAACAAAGACAACACGGCGUCUAUCGUAACGAAACGUGGAGGGUUUCGUAGACAGGAGCAGAUGCUGUAUCGACUGCCCGUGUUGAUUGUCGACAAUGGAAGCCCUGCCCUCAGUAGCACCAACACCUUAUCAGUGAAUGUGUGUGACUGUGACUCGGACGGUGUGGCCCAAUCAUGUGGAGCCAUGCCCUACACACUUCCUGCUGGCCUCAGUACAGGGGCCCUGGUCGCAGUUCUGGGAUGCAUCAUUACACUGCUGGUGAUGGUGCUGAUGAUCAUGUCGAUGCGUCAGAGGAUGAAGGAGCCAUUAAUUCUGGAGGAGGAGAGGGACGUGAGGGAGAACAUCGUCCGCUACGACGAUGAAGGUGGAGGAGAGGAAGACACGGAGGCCUUCGACAUGGUAGCCCUCCGCAACCUCAAUGUCAUCAGAGACCCCAAGGUCCGGCGAGACGUCAUCCCUGACACCCACACCUUCUUCCCCUACCCAACGUCCUCCUCCUCGCAGCCUGUCCACAAAACCCUGCCAGACAAUGUGGUGUUCCGAGAGUUCAUCUGGGACCGCCUGAAAGAUGCAGAUGUUGAGCCUUCAGCUCCGCCAUACGACUCUUUGCAGACGUACGCCUUUGAGGGGAGUGGCUCGGUAGCUGAAUCCUUAAGCUCCUUGGAGUCGCUAAGUACAGACUCAGAGCAGAACUACGACUAUCUCAGCACCUGGGGGCCACGUUUCAAGAAGCUCGCCGACCUGUAUGGCAACAGCGACGGCAAUAGCAAUGGCAACAGCAUGUUGUCAUAGCCAAAACUUUCCUGAACAUAGACAACAAAUAUGUUAUGAUAGUCUGGGGUGAGAGUCUGUGAAAACAAAGUGAGAUAGGAAAAAUACAAGUGACUUCAA